GAUGGCGGCUGCGUGUCUUUAUUUUGCAAAGGACGAUGGUUAAAUUCCAAGUUGCAAAGUGUGAUGGGAUUUUUACGUCAUCUUCGCGCCAAGUUUAUUAUUUCUCUCUCCAAGCCGGGAUUUCGACGCCACAUUUUCACUUCUUUGAAAACUUUCUGGCGAUUCGCGAUCGGAUGUCGACUAUGUUGUCUAAUGUCUCUUUAGAUCACGACGAAGGCAUGGAUGUUCAAGAAGCAAGCACUUUUCGGUUCAGCGAAGAGCCCUCCCUGGAGAAAAUUCGGCAGAUGCAGUCUGAGUUCGCAAAGGAGAGGGAUUGGGAUCAAUUUCACCAGCCCAGGAAUCUUGUGCUUGCAAUGGUUGGAGAAGUUGGAGAAGUGGCUGAGUUAUUCCAGUGGAAAGGAGAGGUACAGGAGGGACUUCCAGAUUGGACUCCCAAAGAGAAGCAUCAUCUUGCACAAGAACUUAGUGAUGUACUAGUCUACCUCGUCAGACUAGCAGAAAAAUGCCAUGUUGAUCUUCCUCAAGAAGUGGUAGCAAAAAUAGCGGUAAAUUCUAAGAAAUAUCCUGCACACCUGGUCAAGGGAUCAAGCAAGAAAUACACAGAAUACAAGGACAUGAAUUCUUCAAAUCCCUGACAGAGGUUCAUGUAUUAACUGUAUAUCUACUGAGAGCUCCAAUGUCUCCACUUUUUAAAUGAAUGUACAUGUAAAUAGGAAUGGGCAUGACACAUUAUUCAGGAGGGACGACUUAACAUAUUUGCUCCAGAAUAUUUUCAGUUUUCAGUUUUAGGGGUAUCUACAUUGUGUACACUGAAAAACAAUGUUUUUUUUUUAAUUUUUUCGUUCAUAACCCUUGAAAAUAACUUUCCUUGUAAGUAAGUCAAUGAAGUGUACACUUUAUUUGGAUUUUUUUUGCCUUAUUGUUAAGGCCUGAUUUAAUGUAUAACUAAUAUAUUUCUAUGAGAACUUUUUAAAUUUUUAGCCAUAAUUGUAUAAACCAUUGUUGUGUUUUAAUUCUUUUAAGAAAAUAAAACUGAAUCUUUGCAUUUUCUCAAAGCAGAAGCAACAUCAUAGGUAUGUAAUUUUUGAGUUACUGCUUAUGAAUACAGUCGAACCUUCGGUUGUGACCACUGGUUGCAACCACCUCUUCUCAGUGACCACCUCUCCUCAGUGAUCA
Molecule: messenger RNA, 1176 nt
Organism: Orbicella faveolata
Lineage: Eukaryota; Metazoa; Cnidaria; Anthozoa; Scleractinia; Merulinidae
Product: dCTP pyrophosphatase 1-like
Biological process (GO): dCTP catabolic process; DNA protection
Cellular component (GO): cytosol
Molecular function (GO): dCTP diphosphatase activity
Source: RefSeq, a predicted model, not a curated record